Messenger RNA from Penicillium verhagenii, 1011 nucleotides. RefSeq names its product alpha/beta fold hydrolase. The record is from RefSeq and is a predicted model, not a curated record. The transcript is spliced from 7 exons. Gene Ontology annotation, molecular function: catalytic activity. The coding region runs from base 1 to 1011 and encodes 336 amino acids. Lineage: Eukaryota; Fungi; Ascomycota; Eurotiomycetes; Eurotiales; Aspergillaceae.
AUGCCAGUGGAUAAGAUCCGAGUUGAGGGCGACGAGCGCGUCAAGUAUGAGUCUGCUACCUUGAACGGCCGGAAAUACGGCUAUCUUCUCAGUCAACCAAAAUCUGGUAAAUACCGAGGCACCAUAUUUCUGAUCCAUGGAUUCCCAGAUCUAUCCAUCAGUUGGCGAUACCAGAUCCCCAUGCUGGUGAACAUGGGACUGAGAGUCGUGGCCCCAGACUGUCUAGGCUACGGCCGCACGGAAGCCCCGGAGGACUACAUCCACUAUGGACACAAAGCCUGCGCAGACGACAUGAAGGCUUUAGCCACGCACUUGGGCGAAUCUAAAAUCAUCCUUGGUGGACAUGACUGGGGUGCUUUUCUCGCCUACCGCAUUGCCCUCUGGCAUCCGGAUCUAAUCACACACCUCUUCUCCGUGUGUGUGCCAUACUCGAGUCCCAAGAAAGAUUAUUUGCCACUCGAAGAGAUGGCGAAGACCAUCAUGCCGAACUUCGGGUAUCAGAUCCAGUUUGCAAGUGGGGAGUUGGAGAAGGUCGUUCAGUCUAAGGAGGAGAUCAAGCAGUUCUUGACUGCUUUGCAUGGGGGUCGAACACCCGAGAAUGAGUUUGGGUUCGAGGUGGAGGAGGGAGUCUUGCUUGAUCGGUUUAUGAGGUUGAGACAUUCGCGAUUGUUGAGUGAGGAGGAAUUGGAGUAUUAUGCGACAGAGUACUCGAGGAAUGGAAUUCAUGGACCGUUGAACUGGUACCGAACGCGAGAACUCAAUUUCGAGGAUGAGCUGAGUAUCGUUGGUCGGAGAAUUACUAUUCCCACACUUUUCAUCCAAGGUCUUCGGGAUUUGGCUCUGCCACCACAUCUUGGGAAAGCUAUGGGGAAGCAGAUCCCAGACCUGGUUUUGAAGCAGGUUGAUACCGCGCAUUGGGCACUAUGGGAGAAGCCCGAAGAAGUGAAUGCCAUUCUUGCUGAGUGGUUGAAGGACGUUGCCUUUGCAGGAAAGCCGUUGGAGAGGCUUUGA